This is a messenger RNA of Patella vulgata (common limpet), 5162 nucleotides long. Its product is annotated as calcium-transporting ATPase type 2C member 1. The record is from RefSeq and is a predicted model, not a curated record. The transcript has 24 exons. Gene Ontology annotation, biological process: calcium ion transmembrane transport; manganese ion transport; intracellular calcium ion homeostasis. Bases 88 to 2907 code for a protein of 939 amino acids. Gene Ontology annotation, molecular function: ATP hydrolysis activity; P-type calcium transporter activity; ATP binding. Lineage: Eukaryota; Metazoa; Mollusca; Gastropoda; Patellidae. Gene Ontology annotation, cellular component: plasma membrane; Golgi membrane; endoplasmic reticulum.
GAAUCGGUUAAUCAAUGAAACGAUUGACUGCCAACAUCAUUAAAUAAAACGGAUACACUACUUUUUAGGUCUUUAAAAUGGGCCAAAAUGCCCUCAAUUAGUGUUCACAAUACAUAUAAAGACAAAGGAAACGUUUAUACAGAUCUAGGUCAUGAAAAAGUAAAGUCCAACCAGGACAACAGCCACAACAACGACAUGAUGGCAGGGUUCACGUCAGAGAGGGCUUGUUUUAUGGAUUAUGAUGAAGUAGCAGAUGUUUUCAAAACAAGCCUUGAUGAUGGACUCACUGAGUCUGAAGCAAAACAGCGACAGAAAUUAUAUGGAGCCAAUGAUUUUGAGAUAUCACAGGAGGAACCAUUAUGGAAAAAAUAUCUUGGACAGUUUAAAGAUCCAUUGAUUAUGUUAUUGUUAGCUUCAGCUGUUGUCAGUGUUUUUAUGAGACAGUUUGAUGACGCUGUCAGUAUCACCGUGGCCAUUACAAUAGUUGUUACUGUUGGCUUUAUACAGGAAUACCGUUCUGAAAAAUCGCUAGAAGCUCUGUCAAAACUAGUACCUCCUAAAUGUCACUGUCUACGUAAUGGUAAUAUUGAGACGUUUUUAGCUCGUGAACUAGUACCCGGUGAUGUAGUAUAUUUAACUAUCGGUGAUCGUGUGCCUGCUGAUCUUAGAUUAUUUGAUGCAGUAGAUAUGUCUAUUGAUGAAUCAAGUUUUACAGGUGAAACACAACCAGUUACUAAACAGACUAGUGUUUUAAAUAAAAAUAAUGCUAAUGGCAUAUCUAGUAGAAAAAAUAUAGCUUUUAUGGGAACUCUUGUUAGAUGUGGGCGUGGUCGGGGUAUUGUUAUUGGUACAGGGGAAAAUUCAGAAUUUGGUGAAAUUUUUAAAAUGAUGCAAGCAGAAGAGGCUCCUAAAACACCUCUACAGAAAAGUAUGGAUACACUAGGAAAACAAUUAUCAUUUUAUUCAUUCUGUAUAAUUGGUGUUAUUAUGUUACUGGGCUGGAUCCAGGGUCGUGGUAUAUUAGAUAUGUUUACUAUAGGUGUCAGUUUGGCUGUUGCUGCUAUUCCUGAAGGUCUACCAAUUGUUGUAACAGUAACAUUAGCUAUUGGUGUUAUUAGAAUGGCAAAACGUAAAGCUAUUAUUAAAAAGUUACCUAUUGUAGAAACAUUGGGUUGUGUAACUGUCGUCUGCUCAGAUAAAACAGGAACUUUAACUAAAAAUGAAAUGACUGUUACACAAAUCUAUACAUCAGAUGAUUAUCAUGCUGAGGUGACUGGUGUAGGAUAUAAUGGAGAUGGACAAGUAAUAUGUGGAGCUGAUGAUUCUAAAGGUGGAAGUUCUACUUUAUCACGGGUGGUUGAGGUGGGUUGUGUAUGUAAUAAUGCUGAUAUUACAACUGAUGGUUUACGUGGUCAACCUACAGAAGGAUCAUUAUUAGCAUUAGCUAUGAAGAUGCACCAGGGGAAUGCUAGAAAUAAUUAUCACAGAAUACAAGAAUGGCCAUUUAAUUCAGAAACUAAAUAUAUGGCAGUAAAAUGUCAACCUAAAUCUGCUGCUAAUAAAGAAGCGAUGUAUUUUGUUAAAGGAGCUUUAGAAAAAAUAUUACGUAUGAGUACAAAGGUUUUAUAUAAUGGUACAACACAGCCUAUGACAGAAAAGCUUUAUGAAAAAUAUAUGAGUGAAGCUUCUCGUAUGGGUAGUGCUGGUCUUAGAGUAUUAUCAAUGGCAUAUGGUCCAGAAUUAAAUAAUUUAGUAUUUGUUGGUAUGGUGGGUAUAAUAGAUCCACCAAGAGAAGGAGUACGUGAAGCAGUAUGGACAUUACUUAGUUCUGGUGUUAGUAUUAAAAUGUUAACUGGAGAUUCAGAAGAAACAGCAAAGGCUGUUGGUGCUCGUUUGGGUCUUUAUUCAUCUGGUGCAGCCUCAUUAUCAGGAGAUACUCUUGAAAAAAUGGAGCUGAAUGAUCUACGUAAAAUAAUUAAUCAGGUCGGAGUGUUUUAUAGAGUCACACCAAGACAUAAAUUAAAAAUAGUUAAGGCAUUACAAGCGAAUGAUUGUGUAGUAGGUAUGACCGGUGAUGGUGUUAAUGAUGCUGUGGCGUUAAAAUGUGCUGAAAUUGGUAUAUCUAUGGGGAAAUCAGGAACAGAUGUCUCUAAAGAAGCUGCUGAUAUGAUUCUUGUGGAUGAUGAUUUUUCUACUAUAUUGUCAGCCAUUGAAGAAGGAAAGGGAAUCUUUUACAAUAUUAGGAAUUUUGUACGCUUUCAACUUAGCACGAGUAUUGCAGCGUUAUCUUUAAUAGCUUUAUCAACUGUUUUACAAUUACCUAAUCCACUGAAUGCUAUGCAAAUUUUGUGGAUUAAUAUUAUAAUGGAUGGCCCACCAGCUCAAAGUUUGGGUGUUGAACCAGUGGAUCAUGAUGUUGUACGUCAACCACCACGUAAAGUUCGUGACCCUAUAUUAACCAGACAACUUGUUUUAAAUGCUCUUAUGUCAGCAGUUAUAAUUGUUAGUGGAACAUUAUGGGUAUUCUGGAGAGAGAUGAGUGAUAAUAAAAUAACACCAAGAGAUACAACUAUGACAUUUACAUGUUUUGUAUUUUUUGACAUGUUUAAUGCUCUUGGAUGUAGAUCACAGUCAAAAUCACUUUUUCAAAUUGGAUUAUUUACAAAUCGUGUGUUUUUAUUGGCUGUUGGUGGUUCUAUAGUAGGACAGCUAUUGGUUAUUUAUUUCCCUCCAUUACAAGCGGUAUUUCAAACAGAGGCACUUGGUAUAUUAGAUUUUGUAUUUUUGAUUUCAUUAACAUCAACAGUUUUUAUUGUGUCUGAAUUAAGAAAAUGGCGACAACGAUCAAAUGAACAGAAGAAACGUUUAGUUAUAGAAAGUAAAUAUUACCCAGAUAAUUUCGUGUAGCAGAGCUAGAGAAUUAGGACUUAAUAUAUAAAAUGGACAUGUAAAUACCACAAAAGUGCACCUCAUUUGUGAUAUUGGUGAAUAAAUGUGCGAAUGUGUUGAUUGGAAAUGUGUGAUUGUUCAAUGUUAUUGUUAUUAUUAUUAUGUGAAACUAAAAGUUCCAAAUCCAAUGUUGUGUCUUAAAAGCGUCUCUCAGAUUUCCAUAUGAACAAAGUUAUAAACUGACUGGUUCUGACAGGUGUAUUUAUUUUGGAUCAUGUUUAAAGGUUGGGUUAUAAAUAUUUUUAAAAUAGUAUUGAACAUAAAGUAUGAACCAUAUUUUCUUAAAAUAGAUUUGCUGUAUAAAAUCUUCUCCUUGUCUUCCAAAGUUUUCACCUAAAUCAGACAAACGUUUGCAGACUGGUUGCCAGUCAUCUGAGUAUUUAUUAAAUUUCUUAAAGGCUCAAUACCACUCUUGUUGUAAUUGAAUAAUAUGUCCCAAUCUUUAUUCUGGUCAACAAAUUGCACUAUUUUACAAUAUUCCAAUUAAUUGAUGAUACAACUUUUAUCUUAACACACCUAAUUUAAAAAAUUGGAAAAAGCUUUUCAAAUGUGACUUGGAUUUAAAAAUAAUUUUGAACCCUCUGGACAAGUAAAAUAGGAUUUAAUGGAUAAUUUACACAACAGAUAGGACACUAACACAUCUAGUUCUUAGAAUAAGGCUAUUUUUUAUUUUUGGGAGCUGUCAAGCCAGCAAGAGUGUUAUUGUCCCUUUAAAUAGUUAUAUUAAAAAUAGUCCAUUUUCAAUAAAUGGAGAUUUGGCAAUCAUUUGGUAAUUAAACCCUGCAUUGUAUGUUUGGACCAAAAGUGAUAUUGCAAGCCAGUUCGCUUUCUCAAAAUUGAACAGCCUUGUUGAUAUUAAGUCUUAUUAAAUUUCACGUUACGAUGGCUGUUUCCUCGACAACUUUAUAUAUUUAUACAUUUGUUCAAAUAAUAGUAAAUGCUGCAUUAUGAAUAAAUAUUUAUUUUAUGUUACUAUUUAAAAUUUCUAGGUUAAAGUUUUUCUUGUAUUGAUGAUUAUGUGUGAAGAAAUUCUGUAAAAUGGAUUUGCCAAACUUUUAUUUAUUAUUGUGUUAGGCUUGAAGUCAAAAUAUCUUCUCAGAUUUUUUUACUGGUAGUAGAAAACAUAUUUUAGAUGGUGUAUACAAUUUUGUUUUUUGAAUUGUUUGUUAUUAUAGUCUAUGUAGCAUAAGGUGGUAAUAUUUAAUAUAAAACCUAGACCUUAUAUUAAAUCAUGUUCAUAAUAUAUCAUCUUUAGAGAUUAUUUCAAAUUGUGCCUAAGAUUGUCAUAUAUAUUAUAAUGAACCACCUAAAUCAAUAGUUCAGAAGUUAAAUGUAAUUGGGUGUUAUUAUCAGUAGACAUUGAAUAACUUAUGUAAAUAAAGAAAUUUUGUAUUUAUUCAUUAUAUGUGUAAAUGCACAAAAUCUCUAUCCUACUGUGUAUAUUUUUAUGAAAAACAUUCCAAAUUUUUCACCAAAUUAUUAAAUCACAUAAAAAAAAUAUUUUUUAAAAUUUGAUAAAUAAAACACCUUUCACAUAGCUAUAGACUGUGUAUUUUAUUACAAAGUAAUCUACUUUUUCAUAUGUUAAUGUCUUACCAUCAGAUUCUCUCUUUGAUGUAUUUUUGGGGUCUUUUAGAAAUACUGUUAGCAUGAGGGUAUUGUAAGAAUAGCACAAUUUGUUUAGUUUAGGAUAAUUUUUUUAAACACAAUUCGAAAAUAUUGUAUUUAAUAUUUGUUAGCCAUCAGAAAAUAUAUGGAUAUAUGACAUAAAACAAUUUCCUCAUUAGUUUGACAAUGGGGUAAAUAAUUAGCUUUAAUUAUUGGCAUAUUGAAACAGCCAUUUGCCCCAUUCAAAGUUUGAAUAUAAACACUGAAAUUAUAGAGUUUUAUUUAACUCUGUCUUGAGAAUUUAAAUGUAAAGUCUACACAAUAGGUGGGAUUCAAUUACAAUUUCAAACAUUAUUUAUGCUUCAGGCACAUUUUGUGUUUACCCUAUCCAUAGAACAUUAAAUAUAAGAUUUAGCCCGAAUACAUGCAUAGAUUGUUAUUUUUAAUUGAGAUGUAUUCCUCUAGUCUACUUAGAGCAAAAUCAAUUUAGAACGUGUAAUUGUGUUUUAAGAUACAAAUUUAAAACUUACAGAUCUGAUGUACAAGUAAAUUAUAUCCUAAAAUUAUAUUUUAUUUUAUAAAAAUUAAAAUCAUGCAAUAAUUCA